UUUUUCAAACUGUAAUUGAUCAAACGGUAUUAUCCUGGUCGUAGAUCAGUGACCAGGAUGGGCGUGACACUGAUUCAAAUGGUGUGAGAUAAGACUUCAGGUUUGGAGUUAUCGGAAGAAUAAAAUAAUACCAAACAAUGAAUAAGCCGACGAUCUGCGAUACUUUACUCUUGCUACCGCUGGUACAACUACCUUGUGUAAAAAAUGAGAUAAGGUUCGCAAUGAAAUUAAUCGAAAAACCUGCAAACAUUACCUGCAACACGAGCCCAACAUUUUGCCGAACAUUUUUAUUCCUUUGCUGAUCACAAUGUUAUGUAAUCAUCACUGAAAAUUUUCUGCUAUAAUCGAUGUCGAUCGAUUCUCAAGCUGACCCAGGCGAGCGCUCUGUGCGUCAAAGUUCCGGGUAGGUUAGGAUUAAAACCGCGGGAAAAUGGCGCAAAAGUCUAUAACGUCAUUUUUCACCAAACUUGUUCCAAAGACUGAUAAGAAUGAGGAACAACCCCAGCCAAGUGUAUCGUGUUCCUUCAAUUGGUUGCAUAUUGGUAAUAGUACAUCGAGAAAGAAGGAUGAAGAAGCGACUCCGUCCAAUGGAAAGAGAAAACGAAAUCAAAGUGCCUGCAGCAAUGGAUCUAUCACAUCUCCACCUGUAAAGAAGACUGGCACAAAUAAUGGCGUUGCAUCUUCAUCUCCCUCGCAAAUCUCAUCUAAAUGUGCUACAAAAAUUGCAAAACAACUAGAUCAAAAUAAAAAAAAAAUCUCACCUACUCCAAAAAAGAUAGGUAGAAAAGAUCGUGCGGUUGAUCCACUUGACGCAGCAAAUUCUGAAAAAGAAAAGGAAAACACACCCACAGUAAAAGAAGAAGGCAUUCAGAAGGCUUCCCCAAAAAGUAGAACCACUGAACAAAAUGAUGAUAUUUCUAAAAGCAAAAAAGCCUCUAAAAAAAGAUCCAGAAUAAUCGUCGACGAUUCUAGCGAUGACGACAUUCAUUUAAAACUCCCAGAUAGUCCAGUAAAGCAGGAUAAAAAAGCAUCUGUGGCUAGUCCUGUUAAAAAAGAGAGGUAUACCGAAGAUGAGAAAGCUGUUUCAGCCGACCAAGAUUCUGCGGAAGAAUUAGAUAAGAGUUCUAAAACAGAAAACCUAAAUAGUCCGCCAAUGACUAAAAAGUCUCCUAAAAAUAUUCAUAGCUUUUUUACCUCCAAGCAAAAGACAGAUCCAAAAGGAGAAGUUAACAAAUCUAGCAGUGGCAAGGGUAAAACAUCGGCUCACCCUUACGAUCCAAGCCUUCCGAAGUACCAUCCAAUAGACGAUGCUUGUUGGAAGCGGAACGAAAAAGUGCCGUACAUUGCAUUAGCUCGUACCCUAGAAGUGAUUGAAAACACCAGUGCCAGGUUAAAGAUGAUUGAGAUUCUUUCAAAUUACCUUCGAUCUGUCAUUGUUCUAAGCCCCGAAGACUUACUUGCAAGUGUUUAUCUCUGCCUCAACCAAUUAAGCCCAGCGUAUGAAGGUAUUGAGUUGGGAAUAGCUGAAACCACGUUAAUGAGGGCGAUUGCACAGUGCACCGGAAGGACAAUUGCACAGAUAAAAUCAGAUGCACAGAAAGUUGGAGAUUUAGGAAUCGUUGCUGAAGAAAGUCGUUCGAAUCAACGAAUGAUGUUCCAACCAGGACCUUUGACUGUUGCAAACGUAUUCAUUAAACUGAAAGAAAUUGCGCAGAUGACUGGACAGGCUUCCAUGGGCAAGAAGGUGGAUAAAAUUCAAUCUCUUUUCGUUGCUUGUCGAUUUUCUGAAGCACGUUACUUCAUACGUUCUUUGGCUGGAAAGCUUAGGAUAGGUCUGGCCGAGCAAUCAGUUUUACAGGCGAUUGCUUUGGCUUGCACUAUGACUCCGCCUGAUCAAGAUUACCCUCCAAAAAUUUUAAAUUAUAGUGAGAAAAUAUCCGCUGAUAAGUUCAAACGAGACUAUGAUGAGAAGGCCUUGAUUCUCAAAACUACGUAUUGCGAGUGUCCAAAUUAUGAUUUGAUCAUUCCCGUUCUAUUGAAAGAUGGGCUAGAAGCUUUGCCUGUUAAAUGUAAGCUUUCUCCUGGUAUUCCACUAAAACCCAUGCUGGCGCACCCGACAAAAGGUGUUCAGGAAGUCCUGACACGAUUUGACGGAUUGAAAUUUACUUGCGAGUGGAAGUAUGACGGAGAAAGGGCACAGAUACAUAUAGCUGAAAAUAACGACGUAUCGAUAUACAGUAGGAAUCAAGAAAACAACACGAGCAAAUAUCCAGAUGUCAUCGGAAGGCUGGUCAAUACACGUUCCGAUAAUGUUAAAAGCUGUGUCUUGGACUGUGAAGCUGUUGCUUGGGAUCGAAAUGAAAGGCGAAUUCUUCCGUUCCAAGUACUGAGUACCAGAAAACGAAAGGAUGCAAACGAAGCUGACAUCAAAGUUCAAGUAUGUAUAUUCAUGUUUGACCUACUCUAUUUGAACGGAGAGGCAUUGGUGAAAGAACCAUUCAUAAAACGGAGGCAACUGUUGAAAGAAAAUUUUAAAGAAGUUGAAGGAGAAUGGCAAUUCGCUACAAGUUUAGAUACAUCCACAAUGGAAGAGGUCCAAGUCUUUCUGGAGGAGUCCGUUAAAGGAAACUGUGAGGGUUUAAUGGUAAAAACUUUGGAGCAAGAUGCAACGUAUGAGAUUGCAAAACGAUCUCGAAACUGGUUGAAAUUGAAAAAGGAUUAUCUGGAAGGAGCUGGUGAUACCCUGGAUGUAGUGGUCAUCGGUGGCUAUAUUGGAAGAGGCAAAAGAACUGGAACUUAUGGGGGAUUUUUACUGGCUUGUUAUGACCAAGAUAAUGAAGAGUAUCAGAGUAUUUGCAAGAUUGGCACUGGCUUCAGUGAUGAAGCUCUGCAACAGCACACAGAAUAUUUAAAGCAACACAUUAUCCCUGAACCUAAAGCAUAUUACCGACACGAUGGAAGUCAAGAACCUGAUCACUGGUUUGACGCUACCCAAGUUUGGGAAAUUAAAUGUGCCGAUCUCUCCCUGUCGCCUGUGUACAGAGCAGCCUCCGGCAUUGUUGAUCCGGAAAAAGGUAUAUCUUUACGCUUUCCACGAUUUAUUAGAAUACGUGAAGACAAAAAUUGCGAAGAUGCAACUUCUGCUCAACAAGUUGCAGAAAUGUACAACAAUCAAGAACACAUAAAAAAUCAAACUAGUAAAAAUAAGGUUACGGAAGAAGACUUUUAUUAGGUACUCAUAUUUUUGUUGCGUCAUAGUCCCACCGAUGGAGUUAAGGUUGGAUUAUUAUGUCAUUUAAACAAGAUGUUAUACCUUUGGUCAUUGUACGUACACAAUAUUCAUGAGUAGCAUCUAUUUUAUUUUAUUUCUUUAGUGCAUCAUCGUCAUCAUCAUCAUCAUCAUCAUCAUGUAGAAAUGGUGAACAAUGUACUCGGUAUUAGUAAUGACAGUUAAAUAUUAUUUACAACAUACUUACUAUGGAUUCAAAUCAACAGAGAUUUUCAUGAUUUCCAUGGUAAUCAAACUCCUUCACAUUUGUACUGAAUGGAAAUUAUUGGAUAUAGACCUGAUACGUAUUACAUAAAUCAUUGGGCGAAUA
Messenger RNA from Athalia rosae (coleseed sawfly), 3599 nucleotides. It is a transcript of the gene DNAlig1, whose product is annotated as DNA ligase 1. Gene Ontology annotation, biological process: DNA repair; Okazaki fragment processing involved in mitotic DNA replication; lagging strand elongation. Gene Ontology annotation, cellular component: mitochondrion; nucleus. The record is from RefSeq and is a predicted model, not a curated record. The transcript is spliced from 17 exons. Gene Ontology annotation, molecular function: DNA ligase (ATP) activity; ATP binding; DNA binding. NCBI's taxonomy places the organism in Eukaryota, Metazoa, Arthropoda, Insecta, Hymenoptera, Athaliidae. The coding region runs from base 431 to 3232 and encodes 933 amino acids.